Danaus chrysippus (African queen) is the source of this 1392-nucleotide messenger RNA. Lineage: Eukaryota; Metazoa; Arthropoda; Insecta; Lepidoptera; Nymphalidae. The record is from the annotation of a GenBank genome assembly.
AUGCCGGAAACAUCAAAAAUGAAUGGAUAUGCAAAAACAAAUGGUCACAGCUAUGACAUGGAAGAUGGAUCAGUGUUUUUAUUUACAUCGGAAUCUGUUGGCGAGGGCCAUCCAGACAAAAUGUGUGAUCAAAUAAGUGAUGCUAUCCUUGACGCGCAUUUGAAACAAGAUCCCGACGCAAAAGUGGCCUGUGAAACUGUCACUAAGACGGGAAUGAUCUUGCUGUGCGGUGAAAUAACAUCAAAAGCAAACGUUGACUAUCAAAAUGUUGUCAGAGAAACCGUAAAACACAUUGGAUAUGACGAUUCUUCUAAAGGUUUUGAUUGGCGUACACUAAAUUUGUUAGUGGCUAUUGAAGAGCAAAGUCCAAAUAUUCGUGAGGGGGUCUAUCAAGACCGAGAGGAAAUUGAUAUUGGGGCCGGCGAUCAGGGCAUGUUAGGUCAUCCCGGCAAGUCUAGUUUCUUUAUAAUAAUCAUAAUGCAUGUUGGGGCAGGAUUUGAUUACAAGACAUGCAGUGUCAUGCUUGCAUUGGAUCAGCAGUCACCAAAUAUUGCCGCUGGAGUGCAUGAAAACAGAAACGAUGAAGAAGUUGGGGCCGGAGACCAGGGUUUGAUGUUUGGCUAUGCAACUGAUGAGACAGAAGAAUGCAUGCCACUGACUGUGGUACUAGCACAUAGAUUGAAUCAGAAGAUUGCUGAAUUACGUCGCAAUGGAGAAUUCUGGUGGGCGAGACCAGAUUCAAAGACACAGGUUACUUGCGAGUAUGUAUUUGCCGGAGGUGCCACUGUUCCACAAAGGGUCCACACUGUUGUUGUUUCACUACAACACUCUGAAAAGGUAACCUUGGAGACAUUGCGUGAAGAAAUUAAGAACAAAGUAAUCAAUGAAGUGAUUCCCGCCCAGUACCUUGAUGAAAGAACAGUCAUACACAUAAACCCUUGUGGACUCUUCAUAAUUGGUGGACCUCAGUCGGAUGCUGGGUUGACUGGUCGUAAGAUCAUAGUCGAUACGUACGGCGGUUGGGGCGCACACGGCGGAGGAGCAUUCUCAGGGAAGGAUUUCACUAAAGUUGAUCGCUCAGCCGCUUACGCCGCUAGAUGGGUGGCAAAAUCCUUAGUACGUGCUGGGCUAUGCCGUCGUUGUAUGGUGCAGGUGGCCUAUGCUAUUGGUGUAGCUGAGCCGCUGUCUAUAACAGUGUUCGACUACGGCACCUCGCACAAAACACAGCAGGAACUGCUUGCAAUCGUACGAAAGAAUUUCGACCUUCGACCAGGAAAAAUAGUCAAAGAACUAAACCUUCGAGCUCCUAUCUAUCAGAAGACCAGUACGUACGGCCACUUCGGUCGAGAGGGUUUCCCGUGGGAGAACCCCAAGCCGCUCGUCGUAGAUUGA